Messenger RNA from Helobdella robusta, 357 nucleotides. RefSeq lists its product as hypothetical. Lineage: Eukaryota; Metazoa; Annelida; Clitellata; Rhynchobdellida; Glossiphoniidae. Bases 1 to 357 code for a protein of 118 amino acids. The transcript has 2 exons. The record is from RefSeq and is a predicted model, not a curated record.
AUGACCAGUCACAACAACAUGGAAAGAAUUUUCUUUUUGAUUAUCUGCUAUUUGGUGUCUGUUUUAAGUUUCGCGCCACUCGGCUGCUACAUGACGACACCUAGCGACAAGAACGACAUGAGGCAGGGCAUGGCUGCCAGCGACAUGACAGUCUUGCAGUGCGUCACGAAAUGUCGUCAAGAUGGAAAAGCUUACGCUGGCCUUCUGGUGCAGACAAAUUGUUGGUGUGGGGAGGAAUUUGGAAGGACGAGUGCCAUGACUGGUGAGGGUGAGACAUGGGGUAUUAUAAGGGGUAGUGGUGGAUCUAUAAGGGGACAGUUGUGGGUCUAUUGGGCUGGAGGCCGUUGCGAGCUGUAG